This is a messenger RNA of Microthlaspi erraticum, 621 nucleotides long. NCBI's taxonomy places the organism in Eukaryota, Viridiplantae, Streptophyta, Magnoliopsida, Brassicales, Brassicaceae. The record is from the annotation of a GenBank genome assembly.
AUGGGUUCUUUAUAUGAUGACUUAGAACCUAUAUCGGUUCAAGAAGCUCUCUUCUGCCCAAACUCAAAUGAAUGGAAUGAUGCAGUAGGAGAAGAACUAGAAUCAUUGAGAGAAAACCAUGUCUGGGACUUUGUUGACCUUCCACCAGAACGUCGAGCAAUCGGAAAUAAAUGGAUUCUUAAGAUCAAAUGUAAGGCGGACGAAUCGAUAGAUAGGUACAAGGCUCGCUUGAUAGCGAAAGGUUAUACCCAAUACGAGGGUAUAGACUAUGAGGAAAUGUUUUCACAUGUGGUGAGGUUUAAUAUGCUUGAUUGUAACCCCAUUGACACUCCAAUCGCGAAAGGUGAAGGCCUAAGCCUAAAUAUGUGCCCUAAGACCGAUAAUGGGAAAAAAGAGAUGAAAGGAGUUCCAUACUCAAGCGCUAUAGGGAUUGUGAUGUAUGCUAUGAUGUGCACUCGGCCGGAUAUUUGUUAUGCGGUUGGCUUGGUAAGCCGAAAUGAUUUACACUUGACGGGUUACACCGAUGCCAAAUGGGCUGGCGAUUUAGAUGAGCGUAGAUCAACUUCAAGAUAUGAUUUCUUGCUAAGUGGUGGUGCUAUUACUUGGAGUAGCAAGAAGUAG